AAGGCAAAGAACAGGAUUGGUUAUUGUUUGGCACUGGGAAACUGAUCUGCUAGGAUUCAGUAUAAGAGCACUAAGCAGCUAGAAGAUAAACUGAAAGAAGUCUUCAAAGGAAAGGAGGUGGAAGGCAGAGGCAGUGAAAGGAAAUUAUGAGUAGCUUGUAAUUUAGAGAAAGACUAUUCUUGGCAUAGGUCAAAAAUAAUUCUUUGUUGCUGUUAUGUUUACACUUCCUGUGAAAACAGAGAAUGGAAUCAGACAAGUCUUUUUAUUUUUUAAUGAAACUAGUAAAACAGCUAAUAAAGUAAAAUAUGUAUGAAUAUUGAAUGCCCAUUCUAUAUUACAAUAGCUGUUUGUUUCCUUCUCUAAUCACUGCUUUUAAUUAAAGUCAUUGAGUAUUUGUUUUGCUAUUUCCCAAAAACCUAUGACAUUCAAGAAGGCAAGGACCCGCUUAAUAAAUUUCAGUAGUUCUCCUCAGGAGAAAGUGUAAUUUAGUGGUUCAGCUGAGGGAGUUGGUGUCACAGAGACCUACACAUGAGUGUGGGCUCUGAAAUAUAUUGUCUCUUAGGAACUUGCCUAUGAAAUAGAUGUCAUUAUUGUGAGGAGUAAACAUAUAUUAUAUUUAUGUCUUAGCAGCCAGAAGUCAAAUCUAAGGACACUGUGUCAGGUACAUUAUUGAAUAUUCAAGAAAAUACAAGGAUAAUAAUUUUUUCACAGUAAAUUUGUUCUAAUAAUACUGGAUAAAUGUUAGUUGGAAGAAAGAAUUGUCUCUAAAAGCCAAAUCAACCAAUUCCAAGGGAUAAACAAACGUUUCUUCUUCCACAGGGAAAGCAAUCUCUGAGGAAAUGGUCUGGAGGGAGUCUCUGCCUUAAUAAUGACAUCACUGAGCUUUGUAAUCAAGAUACAGCUCUGAUGUCCCAUCACUUACCACUCAGGAAAAGGUGCUGUCUCUUUCCUAGAAGCAGGAGGAGCCUUUGGACAGAUCAGUACCUGGAAUUCAAAUUCUUCAGUGCGGAGUAAUGAGGUGAAUUAGAGGCUCUGAUCCUUUGAUGUGUUCUGGGAGGAGAGGGCUCAGAGUUCAAAGCUAGCAUCUUGUAUUCAAAGGAUCGUUUUCCUCCCCCGGACAAUUUGGACAAGAGUUAGUAGAGUAUAGCAUUAUAGCUCUAAACAAAGCAAGGUGAGUCACAGCCUGACUCUGAUCAGUCAGCCAUGUAAGGUGGUGGUUAUAACAAACCAUGAGCGUCAGACCACCCAAGUUCACUUUCUGGUUGCAACUCAGUACUUUUGGGACUCAGGGUUAGUUACUUAAUCUCAGUUAUUUUAUCUGUAAAAUGGAGGUAAUGAAUUUGCCUUAUAGCUCUUAGAUUAGAGCUUCUUACAAUAAUCACUAAAUGAAUGCUGGCUUAAAAAUAUUCUUACAGCCACUUGAGCUAAUAGAUCUUGGAAAUAAAUGACCUCAUCUCCUUGAUCACCCAGAGGUGGAGGCUCUGAGCAGAGCCACGGUGGGCGCUGGCUGUCAGGGCUUGUUGUGGGAAAGAGGUCCAAGUUUCAGUAACUGAGGCAGAGACAGGAGAGGAAAGGACAUACUCAAGGGACUGACUUGAAAGGCAUUUGGCUUACUUUUGGUGCCACUCACUUCAAUAGAACCAACCCUCAUUCCGGAAGACACAUUUAGCCUCCUGUUGUGCUCAAGUCACUUCAUAGUUUGCUACUAUCCACAGCAAAUAGCAAAAACUUACCUAUCAAAGUUCAAAUCUCUCUCUGUGCAUUACUUUUUCAAGAAUGGGAGACAGGUUCUGGGGAGGUAGCAGUGAUGUUUCUUUCUCUGUGUGUGAUCCUCUUCUUUUGUCCUUCCAGACCUCCCUUCUCUCUCCCUGGAGGAGAAUGGCAACCAAAAACUCCUCCGUGACAGAGUUUAUCCUUGCAGGAUUGACAGAUCAGCCAGAGCUCCAGAUCCCUCUCUUCUUCCUGUUUCUAGUUUUCUACCUGGUCACCGUGAUGGGAAACCUGAGUUUGGUAACCCUGAUUGGACUGAACUCUCACCUUCAUACUCCCAUGUACUUCUUCCUCUUCAACUUGUCCUUCAUAGAUUUCUGUUACUCCACCACGAUCACCCCAAAAAUGUUGAUGAGCUUCGUUUCAGAGAAGAACACCAUCUCCUAUCCUGGGUGCAUGACUCAGCUCUUCCUCUUCUGCUUCUUCGUCAUCUCUGAGUCCUUCAUCCUGUCAGCCAUGGCAUAUGACCGCUAUGUCGCCAUCUGUAAACCCUUGGUGUAUGCUGUCACCAUGUCUCCCCAGGUGUGUUUACUCCUUUUGUUGGGUGUCUAUGGAAUGGGGUUUGCUGGGGCCAUUGCCCAUACUGGAAGCAUAAUGAGUCUGACCUUCUGUGCUGACAACUUUGUCAAUCACUUCAUGUGUGAUCUCCUUCCUCUCCUUGAGAUCUCCUGCGACAGCUCUUACGUGAAUGAGCUGGUGGUCUUUGUUGCUGUGGCCAUUGACAUCGGACUGCCGUUAGUCACUAUCUUCAUUUCUUAUGCCCUCAUCCUCUCCAGCAUUUUUCACAUUCAUUCCAAUGAGGGCAGAUUCAAAGCCUUCAGCACCUGCAGCUCCCACAUGAUUGCUGUUUCUUUAUUCUUUGGUUCUGGUGCUUUCGUGUAUCUCAAACCACCUUCCAUUUUGCCUCUUAACCAAGGGAAAGUAUCCUCUCUGUUCUAUACCAUUGUGGUGCCCAUGUUAAACCCAUUAAUUUAUAGUUUGAGGAAUAAAGAUGUCAAAGUUGCUGUCAGAAAAACCUUGUACAGAAAAAUAUUUUCAUAG
Oryctolagus cuniculus (rabbit) is the source of this 2811-nucleotide messenger RNA. The record is from RefSeq and is a predicted model, not a curated record. NCBI's taxonomy places the organism in Eukaryota, Metazoa, Chordata, Mammalia, Lagomorpha, Leporidae.